Messenger RNA from Pocillopora verrucosa, 3306 nucleotides. RefSeq lists its product as uncharacterized. NCBI's taxonomy places the organism in Eukaryota, Metazoa, Cnidaria, Anthozoa, Scleractinia, Pocilloporidae. Gene Ontology annotation, biological process: DNA integration. The record is from RefSeq and is a predicted model, not a curated record. Gene Ontology annotation, molecular function: nucleic acid binding.
AUGUCAGAUUUUUGGAAGACUGAGGCAAUGGGAGUAGAAGUUAAACCGUGUGUUUGUGAGGCUGACAAGCUAACGCAAGCCGAAAGAGAGGAAGCAGAAAUCAUUUCCAAGUCGUGUGAAAAGGUGGGCAAGCAGUGGAUGAUACCUUACCCCUGGAAGAAAGACCCCAAGCUGUUGCCGGAUAAUAAGCCAUUGGCGAUGAAACGGUUGGAAAGUACGGAGAGACGCCUUAAGAAAGACCCAGAAAAAGGAGUGGCUUAUGACAAACAGAUGGAAGAAAUGAAGGAGAUGCAGUUCUCAAGAAAGCUGUCCAGAAAAGAAAUGGAUAAUUACAAAGGCCCGGUGCAUUACAUCCCACACCAUGCCGUUAUUCGACCUGAGAAGAAGAGCACACCCGUACGAAUCGUCUUCAACUCCUCUUCAGUCUAUCAAGGUCACGCACUGAAUGAUUAUUGGCUUAAGGGGCCUGAUUUGUUGAACAAUCUGUUUGGAGUAAUCUUGAGGUUUAGAGAAAAAGAAGUAGCAGUGAUGGGUGACAUAUCCAAAAUGUAUCACCGUAUACGCAUCCCGGAAGAGGAUCAACAUGUUCAUCGGUUCCUGUGGAGAAACUUGGAAACGGAAAGAGAACCUGAUGUGUACGUAAAAACAGUCCUGACGUUUGGUGAUAAGCCAGCGCCUGCCAUGGCUCAAAUUGCGUUAAGAAAAACAGCUGAAGAAAACAAGAAGGACUACCCAGAAGCAGCCGAGGUGCUCACAAAGAAUUCCUACAUGGAUGAUAUUUGUGGUUCUGUAGACACUGUAGCACAAGCUCAGAAGUUGACAAGAGAUCUAGACAAAGUACUAGACAGUGGAGGGUUUGGCGUGAAGGGCUGGACGUCGAACAAACUUCUAACCAAGACAGAAAAUCAGGAAAAUGAGUUCAAGAUGUUCCAGGAAGAAGUUGAAGAAAAGGUGCUUGGAGUGAUUUGGAAUUAUGUUACAGAUGAGUUCAGCUUCAAAGUUAAAGUGGAUUUACUGUGCCUGACAGAUUAUUCAGGAGACCGUGGAGUAAAGAUGACCAAGAGAACUCUUCUCAGUCAAGUUGCCCGCUUCUACGAUCCCAUUGGAUUCGCUGCCGCAUUCGUCAUCAGAGCCAAAAUAGGUUUACAAGAACUGUGGCAGAUUGGUCUUCACUGGGACGAUGAGCUUCCAUAUGAUGUAAAGGAUAAGUGGAUCCAGCUCUUCAAGGAAAUGAAGGAACUUGACCGGAUUGGUUUCAAGAGGUGCCUGGUUCCACCCGAAACUCCAGAAUUACCAGUACUGUGUGUCUUCUCAGACGCCUCACAAGAAGCCUUUGGGGCCUGCGCGUACAUCCGCCAGAAAACGAAACAAGGCACCUAUGAAGUAAACUUCGUUGCCGCUAAGUCUAGAGUGGCACCCCUAAAGCAACUAACAAUUCCACGCCUGGAAUUACAAGCAGCCGUUCUCGCCUCCCGCCUCGCGAAAACGAUAGUGAAAGAGUGUACGAUUCAAUUCGCCGAUGUCAAAUUCUUCACUGACAGCAGCAUCACACUUGCCUGGAUUCAAAGUCCUUCCCGCAGUUUCAAGCCGUUUGUCUCAGCACGGAUCGGGGAGAUCCAGAAUAACUCGGACCCAAGCCAGUGGAAGCACAUUCCCGGUGAAGAAAACGUAGCAGAUGAUGUCUCGCGAGGAUUACAUGUAAAGCAGCUGACGGGUAGAUGGAUGAACGGCCCAGAAUUUCUAAAACUGCCAGAGGAACAAUGGCCAGUACAAACAGCUACACUGCAACAAGAAGGAGAUAUGGAGCGUCGCCACGUUAAUGCUGUCACUACAGUCCCGCCUACAGAUGUCGGAAAUGUAAUCGAUGUGAAGAAUUUCUCCAGUUGGCGGAAACUGAUACGAGUUACCGCGUGGAUAAGGCGAUUAACAGAGAAGAUACGCCUCAGAAGAAACACACUCAGCGGACGAGAAGGACCUCUCAUGCCUGAAGAGUUAAAGAAGGCUGAGAUGUCAUGGAUCAAAAGUGCUCAAAAGGAUUUAAAGAGCCGAAUGAAGAAUGGAGACUUCAAGACAUUAAGCCCAUUUAUAGACGACAAGGGGAUCAUCAGGGUCGGAGGAAGGAUUGACAAAGCAAUCGUGUCCUACGAAGAAAAACACCCAGUGCUGCUUCCCAAUGAGCACAGAAUAUCCCUGUUAAUUACAAGCCAUAUGCACAACCAUGGGCAUCCUGGAGUAGCAACCACGACUGCAAAAAUAAGACGAAAAUACUGGAUCUUGAAGGCGAAUAAGCUCAGUAAGGCUGUGAAAUUUAAAUGUGUUUCUUGUCGAGAAAUGGCACACAAGGCAGAGACGCAGUUGAUGGCAGACCUGCCAGCUCUCCGUUUAGCACCGCAAACGCCUCCGUUCUACUAUUCCUCGUGCGAUUACUUUGGUCCAUACAAUGUGAAGAUAGGGCGCAACAAGACAAGAAAGCACUAUGGCGUCAUCUUCACGUGCUUAAACACAAGAGCCGUCCAUCUGGAACUAGCUGUUGACCUAUCAACAAUGGAAUUUAUCCAGGUGCUAAGAAGGUUUUUCUCUAUCCGUGGAUACCCGGCAGUGCUAUUGAGCGACAAUGGGUCACAAAUGGUUGGCGCAGAGCGGGAAUUGCGCGAAAUGGUCGAAGGUUUAGAUUCUGACAAACUCCGUGAUUUCUGCGCUGAAAGAAGUAUCAACUGGCUGUUCACCGCUCCAGCUGCCCCUCAUCAGAACGGAUGUGCUGAGGCACUCGUCAAAAGUUGUAAGCGUGCCUUGAAGAAGGCAAUAGGAGAACAGGUUCUGAGUCCGUUCGAGUUAUACACAUGUCUGCUAGAAGUCGGAAAUCUCGUUAAUCAACGCCCGAUCGGCCGUGUUCCAAAUGACCCGGAUGACGGCAAAUAUUUAUGCCCGAACGACAUGCUUCUUGGAAGAGCAACACCGGAAGUUCCUCAAGGCCCAUUCCAAGACACGAAAAACCCGCGACGCCGUGUAGAAUUUGUGCAGAAAAUUGUGGAGUCAUUCUGGAAACGUUGGAGCAGAGACGUACUGCCAGCGCUAGUGAUAAGGAAGGCAUGGCAUACAGAAAGGCGAAACGUUCAAGUCGAUGACAUUGUAGUCAUGGCGGACAACAAUGCUAUCCGAGGUAAAUGGACCAUCUGCAGAGUAAUCAAGGUGUAUCCCGGGACAGAUGGCCGAGUCCGUAAUGUCAAAGUAAAAACACCAGCCGGAGAAUACAGCCGCCCAGUCACCAAGAUUGCUGUUAUAUAUCCUGCUGAGGGAUACGACUAA